AUGAUUCCAGCUGUUGGCUACCGUAGCGGUGAUGUAGCUGCCGUCUUGGACCCCUCCAUCUCAGAUAACCCCGCAAGCUGGCAGAUUAAUGCCGAGUCCGGACGACGCACCUGGAUCUACAACAGGCCAGACCUCAACAUCACCUUAGAUUUCAUCGACACUAGCCGCGCGGAUCUCGAUGAAACCUUGCAGGAGAACGUUACCGCCGUCCUCUUUGUUGGCAAUCUCGCAUGCUACGAUGAGCCAGCUCAGCAAGCCACAAACUAUAUCCAGGGCCUGCUCGAUUGUUUCACUACGCUGCGAAGCACAACCUCGCAUCUUCCAAUGAUCUUCAUUCUACGGGGCACCAAAGACUUCAGAGCCCGGCAGCAAGAGACACCCCUAUAUUGCUGCUUUCCGGACGGUGACGGCGACACGACGCAUGAGCCUGGCGAAGUUGCAGGCAUGAAGCUUCUUUUGCGCAAGAUCAACCGGGUCAGCGGGCCAGGUCAAGGAGAAGCAGAUCCGGGGAAAAGAGGGGAGAUGUAUCUUCACUUUGCGGAUGACCAGGAUGGGGGUGCGCUGGAUUUGCGGUUCCUUGAAGCAGCGGUCAAGGAAGUUAUCAUUCAAAACUGCGGAGGCUAUCCGGUUAAGUAA
Pyricularia grisea is the source of this 636-nucleotide messenger RNA. RefSeq lists its product as uncharacterized. Lineage: Eukaryota; Fungi; Ascomycota; Sordariomycetes; Magnaporthales; Pyriculariaceae. The record is from RefSeq and is a predicted model, not a curated record. The transcript has a single exon. Bases 1 to 636 code for a protein of 211 amino acids.